AUUCUCCUCUAUAAAUAUUCCACGCUAAAAAACCUCUGAGUCUUAAACCCUCCGCCUAAACAAUCUAAAACCCUCUUCAAAUCUUCUGAAAAAUUAAAACCCAGAAUUCAAAAUACACUCUUUCUUCUCCAAACUCGUUUGAGGUUUCAGUUCUUCAAAGCCUUGUUCAUGGGAAAUGCGGCCAAGGGUUGAAUUGAAGUUACUAGCUUGCAUUCAGUCUGUGCACAGAAUCAAAAUGGAGAUGAAAUAGCUGUUGAUUUUCAAUCAAGAUUUCAUUGAGGGUAUGGCUGGGUAUAAAAAACAACCUAGAAGUGAUCGAAAUUCAAUCAAAUACAGGAUAAAACCAGCUGAGGGGGCGUCAUUUGAGCUUUCUGACUUUGUCCAGAAAGAGUAUGCCCCUGCUCCCUCUGAUGAUGAUAAGCAGAUCGCUAGAAUAUCCGAACCAAAUUCCCAAAAGAUACUGAGCACCACGGAGUUAAUCUCAGCUAUUGGUCAGAUAUGGGAUCGUGCUAACCAUCUUGCUGUUUACCAACCUAAGGCUAAUUUGACUGAUGAUCAUACUGGCUGUAAGAAGGAGAUAUUGGGGGAUCUGGACAAGGAGGAAAAUGGCUGGGCACCUCUUUCACCUGACAGUAAAUACUUUUGUGUUCAUGUAAAGAGUGCUGGUCAAUUUUUGCCAAUGGUGCGGCCAGAUCUAGAAUUUCUCAAAGUAACUCAGAAGACGUCGGUGUUUGAUUUUCGGAGCUUUCUACAGGGUGGUAAGCACUUGAAUAAUGGAACUUGUGGUGGUAGAGGGCUUACAAGGUUAGUAACACCGUAUGAAUUGGGAAAUAUAUAUCAAUGGAGAAACAAAACAGUUCCUGCUGAACAUCCAUAUGCUGAUGAUGUCGCUAAGAUUGAGAACAGGAAAGCUGGUGAACACUGCCUUCCUGGGGACACUACCGGCUGUUCACAGGGCGUCAUUUCAGGGGGUACAAAUAGUCCUGCAUGCAUGCAGGCCACUGAAUAUGCAUCUAGUUGUUCAGAUUUCAACAAAUCCAAGGAUCCAUAUUCUUGUCUUAAUUCAAAAUUGUUGAUGCAUCGAGGAACAACUAGAUCUCUGCUUUCAGAUUAUUUCCUUAAGGAUGCUGAUGAUACGAAGGUGGAUGGUAGCACUUUAAUGGAACACUGUUCGAGUCUUUAUGCUGAUUACUGUAUUAACUCUUUAGCUUCUUGUAAUGGUUCAUGGAAUAAGUGCCAUUUGACAGAUGAUGAUGUAUUGCUCGAAAGCAAGAGAAACCAACCUGAAAGGGUUGUUAGGGAGAAUGAAAAUAGAAUGGAGUUUCCCUCACAUAAACCAGAGAAACCUCAUUUUUCCCUAGCUAAGCAAGAGCAUGCUUUUGCAGGGGCAAUGGCUGGUAUAUUCGUUAGCCUUUGUCUACAUCCCAUCGACACAGUUAAGACAGUCAUCCAAACUUGCCGGGCAGAGAAGAAGUCUAUCUGUCUCAUUGGAAGAUCAAUUGUUUCUGAAAGAGGUCUAACUGGGCUUUAUCGGGGGAUUGCCAGCAAUAUUGCGUCGUCAGCUCCAAUAUCUGCAGUCUAUACUUUCACUUAUGAAUCAGUGAAAGGAGCUUUACUUCCUCAUUUUCCCAAGGAGUUUCACUCUUUAGCCCAUUGCUUCGCAGGUGGUUGCGCCAGUGUUGCCACGUCUUUUAUUUUUACUCCAAGCGAGCGCAUAAAGCAGCAGAUGCAAGUUGGUUCUCACUACCACAACUGCUGGAAUGCAUUGUUUGGAGUAAUUAAAAAGGGUGGUUUGCCUUCAUUAUAUGCCGGAUGGGGAGCUGUACUUUGCCGGAAUGUCCCACACUCAAUCAUCAAGAGUAAAGUAUAUUGCCUUCAAAUCCUAGAAAAUUACAAGGGGUCAAUUACAGUCUGGGAGACAGGGAGUUUCAAGAGAGAGGGCCUUGCAGAGCACUUAUAUACAGAUAUCAACCUUGUUCAUGGCUUCAAAAUCUUUAAUCUUUCUCUAGCAUUCUACACGUAUGAAAGCUUGAAGCAAAUGAUGUUGCCAUCAUUACACUCUAGCGCUCAACCCAACACAAUACAAACGCUAGUUUGUGGAGGUUUAGCUGGAUCUACUGCUGCUUUCUUCACGACUCCCUUCGAUGUGGUGAAAACAAGACUACAGACGCAGAUUCCUGGAUCUAUCAGCCAAUACAGUAGUGUGUAUCAUGCCCUCCAAGAAAUACACAAGCAUGAAGGUUUGAAGGGUCUCUACAGGGGGCUGAUUCCUAGAUUGGUUAUGUAUAUGUCUCAAGGAGCACUCUUCUUUGGGUCCUAUGAAUUUUUCAAACGCUUAUUUUCUUUGGAUGUGCCACAACUGAAUGCCCCAAGAGUCCUGCAUGAACAGAAUAAACAAGACAAUGCAGUAUCGUCAGUUAAAACUCCAUCAUCAGUGUCAACUGCAGUGCUAUCACCAUCUUAACCAAUAGUGCACAGUAGGUAUUCAAAACAAUCUGAGCUCAUAACAGAAUGAUUGGUAAUGGCAUCAAAACAUGAGAAAAUUCAAGAUUACUGCUCACUUGAGAGCUUCUCAGUGAGCCAUCGGCUGGAAAUUAAAACAGGAACCAUCAAGAUGUUCGAGGUUGGUGUUCAACUAGGGCCGCUUGAUAUUGAUCGGAUUUUCUGGUGAGACAGACUGUAACAUAUAGCAGUGCUGGUGGGCACAAAUCAACAAACCACCCAACCAUAUUACCCUGUUAUCUUAGCUUAGCCAUUUUUUAGGUUUCAACUAAAAUGUUCUCAAGAAACCUGUGUAUCCCAAUACAACUAAUUGUAUCAUUGAUUUUUUGCAAAUGCAAUAUGAGUUGAUUUUCUAGAA
Mangifera indica (mango) is the source of this 2860-nucleotide messenger RNA. Its product is annotated as calcium-binding mitochondrial carrier protein SCaMC-2-B. The record is from RefSeq and is a predicted model, not a curated record. Gene Ontology annotation, cellular component: mitochondrial inner membrane. Bases 284 to 2464 code for a protein of 726 amino acids. NCBI's taxonomy places the organism in Eukaryota, Viridiplantae, Streptophyta, Magnoliopsida, Sapindales, Anacardiaceae. The transcript has 10 exons. Gene Ontology annotation, molecular function: S-adenosyl-L-methionine transmembrane transporter activity.